Acinonyx jubatus (cheetah) is the source of this 4848-nucleotide messenger RNA. RefSeq names its product TBC1 domain family member 4 (gene TBC1D4). The coding region runs from base 1194 to 4529 and encodes 1111 amino acids. The record is from RefSeq and is a predicted model, not a curated record. Lineage: Eukaryota; Metazoa; Chordata; Mammalia; Carnivora; Felidae. The transcript is spliced from 20 exons.
UCCAAAGUCACUCGGGCUGGAAAAACUUCUGCACUUUCAGGUAAUGGGUAGUGUUUCCUUAGCAUAGGUGAACUAUUUCAUGGCACAUAUAUGCUGUCUUAUCACUUUCCAUUGGUUGAAGAUAAGCUUUUGAAAGCCAAACAGAAAUUAUAACAUCAAGUGAUCAAAUCAGUCUUUUCUCCAAAUGCUAAACUGACCUUUUUUUUUUUUUUUUAAUUUUUAUUUAUUUAAGUAAUCUCUAUACCCAUUGUGGGGCUUGAACUCAUGACCCUGAGAUCAAGAGCUGCAGGUUCUUCUGACUGAGCCAGCCAGGUGCCACUUAAAAGUUUGAGUAAAACAUACGUAGGAGGGAAAUCUGCCCUCUCCCUAAAGGCAUGUAUUACUUCCAAAGCAAAUAUAUUUCUUUUCCAUACUGUCUCUCUUUGAGACUAGUUUAAAUUUUCAGUUCUUAUCAUUAGGCAGCUUUAUCAGUUUACUUGAAAUGUUUCCUAGUGUAUUUCCUCAACUUUUAAGAAUCCUUUCCCCCGUCUUUUUUGUACUUAUCUAAAUUUUUCUGUGCCUACUAUAAGUAUUAUAAAAUGAUUAAUAAUGAGUCAAGCGGUUAAGCUCAUAUUGAUUGUAAAAGAAUUUGCCUAGUUAUUUUUUGCUUUAACUAUGGUUUAAGUUUAUUCUCAUACUCAUAUUUAUAUCCAUUUUAAGUGCUUACUGAGGUUCAUCUGUUCACCAUUUUUUUGUGUGUAAAAAAGACAUUGUACUAUAAUCUUCUCUUGUCUUCAUAAUUAAUAAGCCUUAGACACUUAUGAUUAUUUAAGCAGCUUAAGAAAGACAAUAGUUGUCAAAUUUAAAAUGUUUCUUUUUAAAGAAAGCUAAAGCUUCUGCUCUUUAGUCCUGAACAAUCAGUGUGUUUCCUGAUUGCAGAGUCAGGAAAUACUUUACUUUUGAAGCAAUCACAGUUAUUCCUGGGGACUUUUAUAAUUGGCUGCAUAGUGAUAACGUGGACUUUAACAAAUAUAACGGAAUUACCACCGGCUUAUUUAAAAAGAGAGAGAACUUUUGAAGUGUGACAAAAGGCUAAUUCUGAGGACUACAUCACUUUGGCAUAUCUAGAGCUCUUGGAGAAUGACUUUCAACUGGCUUCGUGACCAAAGGUUCCUGAUGUUAUAAGCAGCAUAAGGCAGUUAUCGAAAGCUGCCAUGAAAGAGGAUGCCAAAGCCAGCAAAGACAACGAGGAUGCCUUUUACAACUCUCAGAAGUUCGAGGUCUUGUACUGCGGAAAGGUGACCGUGACCCACAAGAAGGCCCCGUCGAGCCUCAUCGACGACUGCAUCGAGAAGUUCAGCCUGCACGAGCAGCAGCGCCUGAAGAGCCAGGGCGAGCAGCGCGGCGGCGCGGAGGCGGGCGAUGACCCGGUGGUCUUCGAGGCCGCAGCCUCAGAAGUCCUGGCGGAGGAAGGGGAUGGCCUCCCCAGCAUCCAGCCUGCCUUCGCAGCCGCGGCCGGCCAGCCCGGGCUGCCCAGCUCUCGAGUUGGCUUCCCGGAGCGGAUUUUGGAAGAUUGUGGCUUUGACGAACAGCAGGAGUUCCGGUCUCGGUGCAGCAGUGUCACUGGCGUCUUACAAAGGAAGGUUCAGGAGAACAGCCAAAAACCACAGCCGCGGAGGAGACACGCCAGCGCGCCGAGUCACGUACAGCCCUCGGAUUCGGAGAAGAAUAGGACGAUGCUGUUCCAGGUUGGGCGGUUUGAGAUUAACCUUAUCAGUCCAGACACUAAAUCAGUUGUGCUUGAAAAGAAUUUUAAAGAUAUCUCUUCUUGUUCUCAGGGUAUAAAGCAUGUUGAUCACUUUGGCUUUAUCUGUCGGGAGUCACCGGAGCCUGGGCUGAGCCAGUAUAUCUGUUAUGUGUUCCAGUGUGCCAGUGAAUCCCUGGUGGAUGAGGUAAUGCUGACUCUGAAGCAGGCUUUCAGCACAGCAGCUGCCCUGCAGAGUGCCAAGACCCAGAUCAAGCUGUGCGAGGCCUGCCCCAUGCACUCUCUGCAUAAGCUCUGUGAGAGGGUUGAAGGUCUCUACCCUCCACGAGCCAAGCUGGUAAUACAGAGGCAUCUCUCUUCACUGACAGAUAAUGAGCAGGCAGACAUCUUUGAGCGCGUCCAGAAAAUGAAGCCAGUCAGUGACCAGGAAGAGAACGAACUUGUGAUUUUACAUUUGAGGCAGCUGUGUGAGGCCAAGCAGAGGACACACAUUCACAUUGGAGAAGGCCCAUCGACAAUUUCAAAUAGUACCAUCCCGGAAAAUGCAACAAGCAGUGGAAGGUUCAAACUUGACAUUCUGAAAAAUAAAGCUAAGAGAUCUUUAACUAGCUCCCUGGAAAAUAUCUUCUCAAGGGGAGCUAACAGAAUGAGAGGCCGGCUUGGAAGUAUGGAUAGCUUUGAACGGUCCAACAGUCUUGCUUCAGAGAAGGACUAUUCCCCGGGAGACUCUCCACCAGGGACACCACCAGCCUCCCCACUGUCCUCAGCUUGGCAGACAUUCCCUGAAGAGGAUUCUGACUCCCCACAGUUUCGAAGACGGGCACACACGUUCAGCCACCCACCUUCGAGCACAAAGAGAAAGCUGAAUUUACAGGAUGGGAGAGCUCACGGUGUUCGCUCCCCUCUUCUGAGGCAGAGCUCCAGUGAACAGUGCAGCAUUCUUCCAUCAGUUCGGCGCAUGCCCAAGGAGAGUAAUUCUUCCUCCAGUCUUCCAAGUCUUCACACUUCCUUCUCUGCCCCUUCCUUCACUGCCCCCUCUUUCCUGAAAAGCUUUUACCAGAAUUCAGGUAGACUGUCCCCACAGUAUGAAAAUGAAAUCAGUGAUGGAGAGGGGAGAAAAAGGACCUCGUCUACUUGCAGCAAUGAGUCCCUAAACACUGGAGGAACUCCCGUCACCCCUCGUCGAAUCUCCUGGAGGCAGCGCAUUUUCCUCAGGGUUGCUUCUCCCAUGAACAAAUCUCCCUCAGCAAUGCAGCAGGGUCUGUGUGAUGGACUGGACAGGAACGAGCUGCUGCCACUGUCCCCUCUUGCUCCAACCAUGGAGGAGGAACCCCUGGUUAUAUUCAUGUCUGGUGAAGAUGAUGACCCGGAGAAGGCUGAAGAAAGAAAGAAGUCAGAAGAACUGAGGAGUUUGUGGAGAAAAGCAAUACAUCAACAAAUCUUGUUGCUUCGAAUGGAGAAAGAAAACCAGAAACUUGAAGCAAGCAGAGAUGAACUCCAGUCCAGAAAAGUUAAACUGGACUAUGAAGAAGUUGGUGUAUGUCAGAAGGAGGUCUUACUAACCUGGGAUAAGAAGUUGUUGAACUGCAGAGCUAAAAUCAGAAGCGAUAUGGAAGACAUUCAUAUUUGUCUUAAAGAAGGUGUUCCCAAAAGUCGACGAGGAGAAAUUUGGCAGUUCCUAGCUUUACAAUACCGUCUCAGGCACAGAUUGCCCAAUAAACAACAGCCUCCUGAUGUUUCCUAUAAGGAACUUUUAAAGCAGCUCACUGUUCAGCAGCAUGCCAUUCUUGUGGAUUUGGGAAGGACAUUUCCUACUCACCCUUAUUUUUCAGCACAACUUGGGGCAGGGCAGCUCUCACUCUUUAACCUCUUGAAAGCCUACUCAUUGCUGGACAAAGAAGUGGGUUACUGUCAGGGGAUCAGCUUUGUGGCUGGAGUCCUGCUUCUGCACAUGAGCGAAGAGCAAGCCUUUGAGAUGCUGAAAUUCCUCAUGUAUGACCAGGGCUUCCGCAAACAGUACAGACCUGACAUGAUGUCGCUGCAGAUUCAAAUGUACCAGUUGUCCAGGCUCCUUCAUGACUAUCACAGAGAUCUCUACAAUCAUCUUGAAGAAAAUGAAAUCAGCCCCAGUCUUUAUGCUGCCCCCUGGUUCCUCACAUUGUUUGCCUCUCAGUUUUCACUAGGAUUUGUAGCCAGAGUUUUUGAUAUUAUUUUUCUUCAGGGAACUGAAGUUAUAUUUAAGGUUGCGCUUAGUCUGCUGAGCAGCCAGGAGACACUUAUAAUGGAAUGUGAGAACUUUGAAAGUAUUGUCGAGUUUCUUAAAACCACGCUACCUGAUAUGAAUACAUCUGAAAUGGAAAAAAUUAUUACCCAGGUUUUUGAGAUGGAUAUUUCUAAACAGUUACAUGCAUAUGAGGUGGAAUACCACGUGCUGCAAGAUGAGCUUCAGGAAUCCUCAUACGCCUGUGAGGAUAGUGAACCUUUGGAAAAGCUGGAGAGGGCCAAUAACCAACUGAAAAGACAAAACAUGGACCUCCUAGAAAAGUUGCAGUUAGCCCAUGCUAAAAUCCAGACCUUGGAAUCCAAUCUGGAAAACCUUUUGACCAGAGAGACCAAAAUGAAGUCUUUAAUCCGGACUCUGGAACAAGAGAAAAUGGCUUAUCAAAAGACAGUGGAGCAGAUCCGGAAGCUGCUGCCCACCGAUGCGCUCGCCAAUUGUGAAUUUCUGCUGAGGGACCUCAACUGCAACCCUAACAACAAAGCCAAGACAGGAAACAAGCCAUAACUGAAGAAGUGCCCUCUCAGCAGAACAUGCUCUUAGAGCGGAGGAAAGGAAGAGUCUGUAUGCUGCUGGCCCAGCGCUGGACACCAGAGCUGACAGAACCACUUGAGUCUGGUGCUGCGCCCGUGUCCUAGCUGGUGGACCUCGGUCUUACUAGAGUACGCCAAUCCUAAGCCAUUGUACAUAUGUAGACUGGUUUUUUCUGUUGUUGGUAUUGACUAUGUACAUAUAUAUAAAAUGGACACAAACAGUUCAUGCUUUCAGAUCAAAAGAGUAGAUGUAUAUUUAGUGAAUUUUUUUAAAUCAGAACUUCAUGAAACCC